Messenger RNA from Arachis stenosperma, 1119 nucleotides. RefSeq names its product gibberellin 20 oxidase 2-like. NCBI's taxonomy places the organism in Eukaryota, Viridiplantae, Streptophyta, Magnoliopsida, Fabales, Fabaceae. Gene Ontology annotation, biological process: flower development; unidimensional cell growth; gibberellin biosynthetic process. The transcript has 3 exons. The coding region runs from base 1 to 1119 and encodes 372 amino acids. The record is from RefSeq and is a predicted model, not a curated record. Gene Ontology annotation, molecular function: gibberellin 20-oxidase activity.
AUGGCUCAACCAGUGUUUGUUUCAUCAGCCCAAAUCCCAAAAGAAGAUGAAAAGAUAGUGUUUGAUUCAUCUGUUAUGUCAUAUGAAACCACCAUACCCAAAAAAUUCAUAUGGCCUGAUGAGUUUAAGCCAAGCCAAGACAUACCAGAACUUCAAGUUCCAGAAAUUGACAUGAAAGCCUUUCACUCUGGUGAUCCAAAAGUUAUAUCAAAUCUUUGCUCUAAGAUUGAUGAGGCAUGCAAGAAGCAUGGAUUCUUUCAUGUUGUUAACCAUGGCGUGGACGCCGAACUCAUAGCGAAAGCUCAUGUUUUGAUGGAUGAUUUCUUUGGCAUGUCGUUGGCAGAGAAACAGAAGGCUCAGAGAACGCUAACAGAUUUUCGUGGGUAUGCUAGCAGCUUCACUGGCAGAUUCUCUACCAAACUUCCAUGGAAGGAAACACUCACUUUUCCUUACUCUGCUCAGCAUUCAUGCAAAGCUGUGGAGGAAUAUUUUGUUAAUGCUCUUGGGGAAGAUUUUCGUCACUUUGGAGAGUUCUACGAGAAAUACUGUGAUGCAAUGAGCAAUCUAGCCCUUCAAAUCAUGGAGCUUGUGGGGAUGAGCUUAGGAGUUGGGAAAUACUUCAGAGACUACUUUGAAGAAAAUAACUCUAUUAUGCGACUGAAUUACUACCCACUUUGUCAAACACCUGAUUUGACCUUAGGAACUGGGCCCCACUGUGACCCUAAUUCCCUUACCAUUCUUCAUGAUGAUCAAGUUGCUGGUCUUCAAGUGUUCUUCGAUGCCCAAUGGUACUUGGUUCCUCCAAGACAAGGUGUCUUCGUUGUUAACAUUGGUGACACAUUUACGGCUUUAUCAAAUGGAGUUUACAAGAGUUGUUUGCACAGAGCUGUAGUGAAUGACAAAUCAGCAAGAAAAUCACUUGCUUUCUUCCUGUGUCCUAAGAGGGACAAAGUUGUCAAUCCACCAAAGGAACUCAUUACUGAAGAGAAUCCAAGAAAAUAUCCAGAUUUCAAGUGGCCAACCUUGCAUGAAUUCACUCAGAAACAUUACAGAGUUGAUGAAGGAACUCUUGAAACAUUCUCCAAGUGGCUUUUAGACAAUAAAACUUCAACCAAUUAA